AUGAUUGCUGCAAACGUUCCCCAUCUCCCAGACGGAGACUCGCCUGACCUGAUCCUGGUCCCCGCCACUCCUGAAGAGCGUAUCGCCUCCAUCAAGCUCAAUAGUACCGCCUGGAAGGGUUUCUUGGAUGUCGAAACCUACAUUGCGCGUGAAGAUCACCUCCGCAGCCAACGACUUACUCGAGAUGGACUGACCUGCUGGAUCUUGGUCGACGGUAGCGAGCCCGAGGGUGAUCGCACUAUCUUAAGCUCCUGCGAGACCUACCAGAAGAAAGCCCUCCUCGCACACGACGGCCAAGUGGAAGAUGUAUCCACCCACGGCAUAGGAUGUGUCUACUGUCGACCGGAGUUCCGGGGCAAAGGUUACGCAAAGCGCAUGCUCGAAGAGCUCAGCCGGAAGCUGGAUACAUGGAAAAUGGAAAAGCAGCCACGAGGCAGAGCAUUUUUCACAAUUUUGUUCUCGGAUAUCGGAAAGAAGUUUUAUGCACAGUUCGGCUGGCGGCCAUACUCAUCCUCGCAUAUGGUGUUGCCGGCUCGGGCGAAGGAGGAGCUGUCCAAUGGGGUGGUAGGGACGAGUGUGACACGGGAUUUGUAUGCCGAGGACGUCGACAAGAAUAUGUGCAACGACACCGUCAUUACCAAACUGCGUGAGGACAUGCGGGUCGCCUCGAAAAAAUCACAAACCGCCAAGGUGGCUAUCCUGCCUAACUUGGACCACUUUGUGUGGCACUGGGCUCGUGAGGAGUUCUACGCGCAGCAGCUAUUCUCGAAUCGCCAACCACCGAUUAUCAAGGGUGCAGGCAAUGACGACGUCCGCGUAUACUGUGCGUGGAAUCGGAAAUUUGGCGAGACACCUGAAGACAGUGUGCUUUACAUCUUGCGGUGGGUGUAUGACGAGCCUACAUCACCCGAGGCAGAGCAAGCAUUGGUCCAAGCGAUGGCCGAUAUCUUGCGGCGAGCUCAGCAAGAGGCCAAGGAGUGGGGUCUGAGCAACGUCGAAUUCUGGAAUCCAGAACCUUUUUUGCAGAAGGCUGUCAAGGUGCUGGAUCCCGAUGCAGAGGUCGUGCACCGUGAGAAGAGCAGCAUUUCCUGCCUGCGCUGGACCGGUGACGAGCAUGGACUUGGUCAGGAUGUGGAAUGGAUUUUGAACGAGAAGUAUACUUGGUGCUGA
Penicillium daleae is the source of this 1170-nucleotide messenger RNA. RefSeq lists its product as uncharacterized. Bases 1 to 1170 code for a protein of 389 amino acids. The transcript has a single exon. The record is from RefSeq and is a predicted model, not a curated record. Lineage: Eukaryota; Fungi; Ascomycota; Eurotiomycetes; Eurotiales; Aspergillaceae.